AUGGGUAGCUCAGCCCAUCAUUUCUAUGAUGCUGUGCGGAUUGCCGAGAGGAUUGAACAAGGAAUCCGAAGUGGGAGAUUUAUGGAACCUGUAAAGAAGAAAGGUUUCGUUGGAAAAAGGAAGGAAACUGAGGUGAAUAGCCUAGAAGGCGGAUAUAAAGGAAAAGGCAAAAACUACCAAACACCUACCUCCCAAGUCACUUGUAUCAAUCUUGCUAAACCCUCCAUCCCAAACCAACCCAAUCAAACAAAAUUCCCAACAAAUAACCAAAGCAAUUACCAAAGGAGAAACAACCAACAACCAGAAGAACAGUUACCACCCUUACCAAUAACCUUGAAGGAGUUGUAUGCUAAAUUACUAAGUAUCGGGCAGAUAGCUCCUAUACCGAUACCACCUAUACAACCACCUUUCCCUGCCUGGUAUAAUCCUGAAGUGACUUGUGAAUACCAUGCUGGUAAUGCGGGUCAUAGCAUUGAGACAUGCGUUGCUUUUAAGAAAAGGGUGUUACAGCUGAUGAAAGUUGGAUGGGUCACUUUUGAGGAUUCACCUAAUAUGAAUACGAAUCCUUUACCCAAACAUGCUGCUGGUAGUAGUGAGGUGAAUGCCAUGGAGAUUGGUAAUGAAGGAAAGGUUUUAAAAGUGACCAUGACAAGGAUGUACGAUAUGUUGGUACAGUCUGGGCACUUAGAGAGAUUGAAUGGACGUUGCAUGGGGAAAAGUGACUUUUACCCAUUCCAUAAAAAGAAAGGGCAUCAUAUUGAUGAAUGCAUUGAGUUUCAUCAAAAGGUUGCGAGAAUGUUGACUCUAGAAGAGCUGAGAGUCGAGGCCAUAGAAGACGGUGGAGAGAUAGAGAUGAUAGAGAAGUGUAGGGUCCAAUCAACAGCUAAUGGGCUCUCGAAGUUGGUAUUGAUUAAGCCCUCAUAUGCAAACAAAACAAACUACAAAAUGAUGCCGGGUAAUUAUGGUUAUACCUCAAGUAUUGAAGCUCCCUUGCCUUUGUUCCAAACUGAGAUAAGUGGACUAACCCGGAGUGGUCGUUGUUUCACACCUGUGGAAUUAGAGAAACAAAGAAAAACUAAGGACAAAGAAGCAAUUGAUUUUGAUAAAGAGCUAGAGGUGAAUAAACCCGUGACUGAGGAAGAGACAAAUGAGUUCCUGAAGGUGAUGAAGCAUAGCGAGUAUUGUAAAGUGGAUCAGCUGAAGAAGACUCCGGCAAAGAUUUCCAUCAUGUCAUUAAUACUCAGCUCUGAGCCGCAUCGCAAUGCUUUGCAAAAAGUAUUGAAUGAGGCUUACGUGCCCCAAGAUAUAGAACAAAUGGCUAUGGAGCAUUUAGUAGGGAGGAUUCAUGUUGCCAAUUACCUGUAUUUUACGGAAGAUGAGCUGGACGUUAAGGGCACGGGACAUAAUAAGCCUCUAUAUGUCACGAUCUGA
This is a messenger RNA of Populus trichocarpa (black cottonwood), 1431 nucleotides long. RefSeq lists its product as uncharacterized. The coding region runs from base 1 to 1431 and encodes 476 amino acids. The transcript has a single exon. The record is from RefSeq and is a predicted model, not a curated record. Lineage: Eukaryota; Viridiplantae; Streptophyta; Magnoliopsida; Malpighiales; Salicaceae.